Molecule: messenger RNA, 4409 nt
Organism: Orussus abietinus
Lineage: Eukaryota; Metazoa; Arthropoda; Insecta; Hymenoptera; Orussidae
Gene: Ser
Product: protein jagged-1
Exons: 6
Coding region: 550-4161 (1203 amino acids)
Biological process (GO): cell communication; multicellular organism development; Notch signaling pathway
Cellular component (GO): membrane
Molecular function (GO): Notch binding; calcium ion binding
Source: RefSeq, a predicted model, not a curated record
UCGACCGGUGUCGACGCUCGCGAGUCGCGACACCCUGAGGACCCUCAGGCCCGGUGACCGCGGUCCCCGAGCGCGCGUCCCGGGAGGAUUCCCCCGGAACACCCCCCGCCCCCCAAGGGGCGGCGGCGACCCAGGCGACGUUAUGCCCGGCGCGGUCGCGAGGGACGGCCGCGCUUCGAGGACGACCCCCACCUGGCGGCGACCCUCGUCCCCGAGAGGGACUCUACCGAACUCCGGGCACACCCGGGAGCGCGCCCCCCCUGCCCCCCGCGGUCGACUGCCGGUCCAAUAGGGCGCGACCCCCUGCGCCGCCGAGCAGGGCCCUCGGCGCGCGCCCAGUGCGCUGUCGAUUCUCGGCCGGGACCCGCUCAGGGCCUCUGCAGCCCUCGGCCCCGAGUCCACCCCCGUGAACCAGGAUUUACAGUGCAGUGCCAGCGACCACUUCGGGCGCUGCCCCCGCUCGGACCACCGGCGUACCCUGCUGCACCCCACCCGAGGGACCGCCUCGCGAGCGGUGAUGCGGUAGUCGAGGGAGCCCCGAGGGAAGCCAUGAGGGCGGCCGCCGCGUUCCUCCUUUUCCUCGCACAGCUCAUUCAGGCGACAACCGGAAGCGGAUUCUUCGAGGUGCAGAUCCUCUCGCUGACGAACAACAGAGGCACCCUGGUGGACGGGCGGUGCUGCGGCGGGGGAGGCGGCGGGGGCGGCGGAGGCGGCUUGCCGCCCUGCACGACGCCUUGCACCACGGCCUUUUGGCUCUGCCUUAAGGAGUACCAGUCGAACGUCACCGCCAUCGGUUCCUGCAGCUUCGGCAACGUAUCUAGUCACGCCCUCGGCCAGAACACCUUCACCCUUAACGAGCCGGUCACCCUGCAGCUGCACUUCACCUUCCGAUGGACGAGACAGUUCACGCUGAUUCUGCAAGCCAGGGACGAGGCCAGUGUGGGGGUAAUCGAGGAGGCCAGCUACAGCGGCAUCGUCCUGCCAGGACCGACCUGGCACACCCUGAACCAUCAGGGCAGGAACGCCCACCUUGCCUACAGGGUGCGCGUCCAGUGCGCCGAUCAUUACUACAACGCGACCUGCACCAAGUUCUGCCGGCCCAGGAACGACAUCUUCGGGCACUACACCUGCGACGAGAACGGCGACAAGGUCUGCAUCCAGGGGUGGAAAGGCGCCGACUGCGAGAUCGCGGUCUGCAAGGAGGGCUGCCAUCCGGUCCACGGGCACUGCAACGUGAGCGGCGAGUGCAAAUGCCGGCACGGAUGGCGAGGUGAUUUCUGCGACCAGUGCACGCCGUACCCGGGGUGCAAGCACGGCUACUGCAACGGGUCCAGCUGGCAGUGCAUCUGCGACACCAACUGGGGCGGGAUCCUCUGCGACCAGGACCUGAACUACUGCGGGACCCACGAGCCCUGCCAGAACGGCGGGACCUGCGAGAACACCGCGCCCGACCAGUACCGCUGCACCUGCCCGGAGGGUUUCUCCGGGCCCACCUGCGAGAAGGUCGACAACCCCUGCGCGUCCAGCCCCUGCCUGAACGGUGCCACCUGUCGAGAGCUCGGAGAAACCGCGCACUGCGAGUGCGCCCCCGGGUUCGCCGGGCCAUUCUGUGUGACCGACAUCGACGAGUGCGCCUCCCAGCCCUGCCAGAACGGCGGCACCUGCGUCGACGGCAGGAAUGGAUUUGCCUGCAACUGCCCGCCCGCCUGGCAGGGCCUCCUGUGCCAGUUCGACGUGGACGAGUGCGCUCUCAAGGAGUCGCCAUGCAAGAACUCUGUGACCUGCGUCAACCUCGCCGGAGAUUACAGGUGCCGCUGCAGGAGCGGCUUCACCGGGAAGAACUGCACGAAGAACAUCAACGAUUGCGUCGGGCAGUGUCAGCACGGAGCGUUGUGCAUCGACCUGGUGGACGAUUACCACUGCUCGUGUACGGCGGGGUAUUCGGGAAAGGACUGCGACGUGGACAUCGAUGAGUGCGCCUCUAAGCCGUGCCAGAACGGGGGCGAGUGCAGGGACCUGGUGAACGCGUACGAGUGCGUGUGCCCGGUCGGUUACACGGGGUUCCAGUGCGAGAUCGACCGGGACCACUGUAGCCCGAACCCCUGCCGGAACUCGGCGCCCUGUUUCAACACUCAGACGGACUACUAUUGCCACUGUCCCGAGCAAUGGCAGGGGAAGAAUUGCUCGGAGCCUGCCCUGCACAACCCCCGGUUCGGGCUGACGUCGGAUGACUUGGGGUGCGGGAGCGAGGGGGCCCCCUGCGGGGGACGCGGCAGGUGCAACGGGGGUAGGUGCAUCUGCGACCCCGGAUACACGGGGCAGCACUGCCACGAGAACAUCAACGACUGCCGGGGUAACCCUUGCAUGAACGGGGGCACGUGCGUCGACCUGAUCAACUCCUUCCAGUGCAUCUGCAGGGAGGGCUGGAGCGGCGACCUCUGCGACCAAGACGUGGACGAGUGCACGACCUCGCCCUGCCGGAACAACGGGACCUGCGUGGACGGGGUGGCGGACUUCACCUGCAUCUGCAGGGGUGGCUGGAAAGGGAAGACCUGUGCGCUCCGCGGGGGCCACUGCGAGCCCGGGACGUGUCGACACGGUGGCACCUGCCAAGACAGGGGGGACGGGUUCACCUGCCACUGCCCCGCCGGUUGGGAGGGGGCCGCCUGCCAUAUCGCCUCCCCCGCUUGCGCUAGCGCCCCCUGCGAAAAUGGCGCGACCUGCGUCAACACCGCCGACGGGGGCUACCGGUGCGUCUGUCGCGAAGGCUUCGAGGGCCCCGACUGCCGCAGGGACGUCGACGACUGUCAGCCCCUGCCCUGCCUUAACGGCGGCAGGUGCGUCGACGGGGUCAACUGGUUCAGGUGCGAGUGCGCGCCCGGGUUCACCGGGCCCGACUGCCGAAUCAACGUUAACGAGUGCGCCAGCGACCCUUGCGUGGGGGGCGCCAGCUGCGUCGACGGCAUCGCCAGCUUCUCCUGCGUGUGCCCCCCAGGGCGAACCGGGGCCCGCUGCGAGCGUCGCGCCGCUGGGGGGCCCGGGUGCGUCGCCGCCACCUGGGAGGACGACUGCAACCUCUGCGAAUGCAGGAACGGAAAGAAUCAGUGCAGCAAUGUGUGGUGCGGCCCUGGGAAUUGUUUGAACGGGACCUCGUGUUUGGCGCACGAGGUGUGCGUGCCCUCGCCGGGGGAGAGCUGCCUGGCGCCCCCGUGCCCCGCCUGGGGGGAGUGUCGCCCCGUGGAAACCGGUCGCCGCGUGGGGCCCCCUGCGCUGCCGGCGCCCCCCUCCUGCUGGCCCGGCCAGGCCACCCCCGGACCCACCUGCUCUCGCCUGACGAUCCUCCUCCGGAGGGACACCCUCGCCACCGGCACGUCCGUCGAGCUCCUGUGCAGGCGACUCAGGAGACUCCUGGCCGACCCCAGGAGGCCGCAGUCGGUGGUCCUGCUCUGCGACCUGAAGCCCGGGGACAACGACACCGUCGAGGUGACCAUCUUCUCCGAGGCGGCCGCCGAUGCCGCCCGCGACCUCGGUGAGGCCCUCAGCCGCCCCCUCGGCAGGCCUCUCGCCCUGGCCUCCGUGCUCGAGGUCAAGGUGGAGACGGCCCUGUUGAGCGAGCCAAGCCCCACGAACGUGGGGGGCAACGGGUACCUGGCCGUCCUAGGCGGCGCCUUGGCCAGCGUCCUCCUCCUAGCCGCCCUGGGUGGCGUCUGGUACCUCAGGUCCGUCCGAAGGAGGUCCGGGCUCACCGCCACCACCAGCAGCGAGACCUCCCUCCAUCGGCAUCGCGGCGACCUGGACGAGAAGUCGAACAACCUGCAGAACGAGGAGAACCUGCGCAGGUACGCGAACCCGCUCAAGGACCAGGAGCCGAGCGAGCCCCGGGUCUCCGUCGUGAGACCCCUCUCGGGCGCCUCCCUGGGUGCCCUGGGGCCCCCCGAGGAGAGCCUCGAGAUGGUCUCCGAGGAGGGCCGACAUCGGCUUCCGCCCCUCUACAAACCCCCCAGCGCCGAGGCCAGGAACAACACCGCCAGCUUCUCCUACGAGGAAGGACCCCACAAACCUUACAGCAAACCCCGGCUCCAAGAGCCCGUGUCGUAUUCACACCAGCAACCCGGGACCAGUCAGACAGGCCCACACCAGGUGCUCACGGUGCACGUUUAACGUGCGCUCCUCAUUUCCCGGCCUCCGUCCCUAGGGUUCCGAACGCUGCGGCGCCGCAGCGCGCGAGGCCACACGCGACCGUCCGUCCCCUCCAGGGUGACACUGCGGCGCAACCUCACAGCGCAGACGCAGAGGGCCAUCGAGGGACCGCGUGCGAUCGCCGCAUGAGGUGCAAGCGACAGACCGUAACGAUAAUUCUAAUGACAAUAACGACUCGCCAAGAGUCCCCGUCGCUGUACAUAUGUACA